Molecule: messenger RNA, 2887 nt
Organism: Aspergillus ochraceoroseus IBT 24754
Lineage: Eukaryota; Fungi; Ascomycota; Eurotiomycetes; Eurotiales; Aspergillaceae
Product: kinesin family protein
Exons: 3
Coding region: 360-2615 (751 amino acids)
Biological process (GO): microtubule-based movement
Cellular component (GO): microtubule; kinesin complex
Molecular function (GO): ATP binding; microtubule binding; microtubule motor activity
Source: RefSeq, a predicted model, not a curated record
CGGUUCUCUCACUUCACCUCAACGUCUUUCGCCGGUUUCCUGUCCUCCUUUCCUAUCUUUUUGCUACUUCUCAUUUCGGAAGCAUUGUUCGCUUGUGUCCCGACUAAGAACGAACUGCACCGGAUUUCGCGUUUCACCUUCAAUUUCUGAAGCACCAGAAGUUUAUCUACAGAACGUUUUGGGAGACAGCUCCUUGCGGUUUCCUGUUAGCGGCAUUAUUCUUAUGCAGGGACUAUAGAAUACACACAUCAGGGUCGGAUCUGGAGUGUAUGAGCUACUCAGGCGACAACGGGUCUUCAUCGAAACGCGGUGACUGAAAAUCGAUAUCGGGGCAACAGAGACCUUCCAGCCUUAUCACAAUGAGUGUACGAGUUGUUGCACGGGUUAGGCCCCUUUUGAAAUCGGAGCGCGAGUUGGAUGUGAUCCUUCACACUGGCACGAACAACACUGUAUCCAGCAAGGGGGACAGGAAGAGCUCGCAGGAUAAUUCCAAGCUGGCGGCGUUGAGAGAUCGGGAUACAAUAGUGCGGGUCCCAAACCCGAAGAAUGAAAAUGAGGAAUACUCUUUUCAGUUCAACGCCGUUUACGAUGCGGGUGUGUCUCAGCAAGAGCUCUUUGAUGCAGAAAUUGCGCCGACAACCAAGCAUUUAUUCAACGGGUUUGAUGUGACACUGUUUGCCUACGGAGUAACCGGAACCGGAAAGACACACACAAUGCGGGGUGGUAAAAGCCUCGCUGAGAGAGGUGUUAUUCCUCGCCUCUUAAGUAGCAUAUACAGGCGCAGCCGAAAGAUCGAGAAGGACAGUGAGGGCAAAACUUCAGUCAACGUCUCCUUGAGUUACUAUGAAAUCUACAAUGACAAGGUCUUCGAUCUAUUUGAGCCACCAGAGAAGAGAACGCUCGCGGGAUUGCCCCUAAGAGACAACGGUGGGAAGACUGUAGUCGUAGGGUUGACGGAGAAGCCAUGCUAUACCCUUAAAGAGUUUGAGAGCUUAUAUGAUCAAGCGAACACGAAUAGAUCAACAUCUGCAACCAAGCUCAACGCGCAUUCGUCACGAUCUCAUGCUAUCCUCUGCGUGAAAGUUGCAAUUACCUCGGAGGAUAAGACCCGAAUUAGCACCGCAUCUGCUAUUGAUCUUGCUGGCUCGGAGGAUAAUCGCCGGACGGACAAUGGCAAAGAGCGCAUGGUCGAAUCGGCUAGCAUCAACAAGAGCCUAUUCGUUCUAGCACAGUGCGUGGAAGCAAUUACUAAGAAGCACCAGCGGAUUCCAUAUCGGGAAUCAAAGAUGACCAGAAUUCUGUCCCUGGGCCAAAACAAUGGGCUGACUGUUAUGAUCCUAAACCUUGCUUCUGUAAGAUCAUACCACUUGGAUACAAUUAGUUCACUCAAUUUCGCCAAUCGCACCAAAAAAAUCGAGGUGCGUGAGGUCGAGAACGAGCCAAUAUUCAGAGGGCCCCCCAGACCUGCAGCACGCCCAUCAGUUACAAGUUCCCAACGGCAACCUUUACGCCCACUCACGGCCUCCGUUAAUGUCAAUCUCGCGGCUGUUACUAACAAGGACAAGGACGCCUCCAAACCUGGUGACGGCAAACCAGUGAAGGCAUUCCACGUGUACUCUGACAAACCGCGACCUAGAAACUCGGCUCAAUUUAAAACGUCAGAGGUUCUCAGCCGGCCUUCGUUGAGUUCUGAGCUCCCUGAAGCACGCCCACUGAAGACUGGUAGGCUUGCACAACCUUCAUCUUACUCGCAAAAAAACCAGGAAGAAAUGUCAGCCAGAAUCGAGGAACUGGUGGAGAAGAAGGUGGAACAGAUACUGGCUGUGCGUGCUGUUAGUGAGCGAUCAAGGCAGACUCAAGUCCGCGAGCUCAAUGAGCAGGUACAACGGCGCCUAGAGCUGCUAGAACAGCGGAUAGAAGGCAGCGAAGAUGCGAGAGCUGAGGGAUUGUCAUAUCUCCUCAUGGCAAAACAACACCAAGCACGCGGGGAAGACAGCUCAGCCUUGAAGAUGUACCAACUAGCGCUUCCUUUCUUCCCCCAGAACGAGAAGCUGGUGGCCAAAAUCGAUAAAUUGAAGCAGCGCAUCCACAAGAAAAUUCACCACGACGUGGAAAAUUUCAGCGCCCCUGCAAUCCCAGAAGCAAAGCGGGAAUUCGGUAGCAUGUUGUCUCUCAAGAGGCAUCCAUCAAAGCAGGGAACGAAACGAUAUGCUGAAGAUUCAGACGCAGAUUACGAGGAGCAUGAGUUGGAGCAAUUCAGUUCAGAAGAUGAAUUCGAGACCUUGUCUCGGAGCAAGCGCACGAAGCGUACCAAGACCAAAAUGGUUCUCGAUGAAAUCUCCGAGCAAGCAGACUGUAAUGACUCUGCCCCUUCCCCCCGAACAAUCCACCUCCUGUCCAUCAUAAAUUCUCGUGAUGUAAGUCAGAUCAAGCUGUUGAAAGGUGUUGGAGUCAAGAAGGCAGAGGCGAUUGUCGAUUGCCUCUGUGAGAUGGACCAGAAUCUAGAAAGUUACGAGGAACCGCAAGUCCAAAUCAACAGUCUUGCAGAAUUAAGCACACUCAAGGGUGUAGGAGCGAAGACUGUUCAAAGCAUGCGAAACGGUGUUUUGGUAUAGACGACGAGUUGCCAUUCUUUGCACUUUUCUUUGCAUUUGCUGGAGCCUUGAACCGCAUUGCAUCAUGAUCUCAUUUACGUUUUGGCAUUCCCCAUAUUGCUUGCUUAUUUGGUUUUCUGUUUUGCUUUGCGAUUGCGAUUGCAUCAGUUACGGGUUGCAUCUAUGCAUCUGUGUUCAAGUUGUUACAGCGAGGGCGUUGUGGCGCUUGAUUAAUAUUGUAUGAUUUUGGUUAUCAUUUUGCUAGCAUGCUCAAUUCAAAUAUCAAUUCUGCG